Pungitius pungitius (ninespine stickleback) is the source of this 837-nucleotide messenger RNA. RefSeq lists its product as uncharacterized. The record is from RefSeq and is a predicted model, not a curated record. Bases 1 to 699 code for a protein of 232 amino acids. The transcript is spliced from 6 exons. NCBI's taxonomy places the organism in Eukaryota, Metazoa, Chordata, Actinopteri, Perciformes, Gasterosteidae.
AUGUCCCUGUGUCUCCCAUCGAGGCGGUUCAGGUUCGUGUCGUGGAAUGGCCUGGAGCAGUGUGAUGUCACGGGUGACCAGCUGACCUGCCCCAGGGUCCGAGAAGGGCCUUCAGAAGAGGAGCUGUUUCUAAGAGAGGGGGAUUACAUCUGUUUGGAGAGAGGGAGGCGAAGCAGGAGGAGAGAGGAGGAAGGACAGAGAUGGGAGGAUAGACUGCAAGAGAAUUGGGAAAACUGCCUGGAGUUAAAUCUGUCCUACCAGGACUUGGGGGACCCCUUCCAGCAAGAGAAUUUCCUGCGGAUCCUCCGUCGGUUGAUCCGGGUGGAGAAACUACAACUGGUGGACAACUCCCUCGCCAACCUGAGUUCCGUGCUGCUGCCACGGUGCAGGAUGCUCAACCUGCACCGCAACCACCUGGCGUGUCUGCGUCAGCUGCCAAAGCUCCCGGCGGUGGAGCACCUGUGUCUGUCCGAGAACGCCGUCGGCUCCCUGGGAGGUCUGGCGGCCCUGAGGAACGGCCCGCUCCGCUCCCUGAACCUGACCCGCAACCCGGUGACCUUCACCCGGGACUACCGUGCGCGCGUCUUCCUCUGUUUGCCAAAGCUUGAGGUCCUGGAUGGAAUCCCCAAACUGCCAGAAGACUCUCGACCCACCAGACUACAGUUCCCAGAAAGCACCAGGAUGUGCAACAUUUUAUGACCCUCUCAGUCGGCUGAAGCGCUGGUCAACAAAGCGAGGUCAAGCUGUUGAUAUGCUCCAAAGCAAUGCAAAAAUACGUUUUAUACACAUCUGUCUUUUUAUCAUUAUUAAGACCUUUGUAAUCGUAAUCUUUUUACA